AUGACUCUUUCCUUGCUGUUUCAGACUAGCGCUGUCCUGUGCUCUGGUGGGUGUGUUCUGCUGGCUUCCAGUGCCCUGCUCGCCAUCGUGACAAUCUUCCUCCCCAGCGGUCAGUGUGAGAAGAGGAUUUGUACACUAGCCGGUUACAUGCAGACAACAGCAGUGUUCAUCAUGGCGUCUGGGCUUCUGGUUUAUCCGUUUGGGCUGAACUCCUCCAUCGUGCGGAAGUACUGCGGGGAUUCCAGCAUCUAUCAUGCAGCGGAGUGUCAGAUCGGAUGGGGCUACAUGCUGGGGAUUGUUGGGGUCAUGCUCGCAGUCUUCUUGCCCUUCUUCUCCAAAUAUGCGCCGAAGGAAUCCCUUUCACCGACUCCAAUACCGGCGCUGUUAUAGUACUUGUUGUUGGAGGAAGGGACCGCUUGACCGCCGUUGUACAAUAUCCUGCUUUUACACCUUCAGAAACGAGCGGAAGAUAAUGGAGGCAUCCCAGAGAGCCAGGAAAACAGCUCAAACAAGGGCCCAUUUGCAUUGUGACCCAAGUGCAUUCGGUGAAACGUCUUCCUGAUUCCCACAAGAUGCACAGCGCGCGUCCGACACUAGCAAUUCACCUGAAAAGCUGCAAGGAAAUGAAUUACAAGGAAAGUAACAUCCUGUCAGUUACUGCUACACCAACCUUGAACCAAUCAUCCUACCAACUCCAGCCCACUUGUAAUUCUCACAAGGAUCGGCGGUGGUUUUCACGACAAUGCUGAGCUGGGUUAUUUGCAGAUAAAGGUGGGUUAAAUUUGUUGAAGAAUUCCUGUUAUUGCCAGUCGACGCACACUGGGUGGUCUUAUGGACCUGUUUCCAUAAUAACAGGAAUGGGCUCAGUGAAAAUAUCAGAGCAACCGAACCACAGCAUGGUGUUGUAUUAGUGACAAGAAGACUAUUGAGGCUCAUGUUGAAAAAGAACUGAACAACUUGGGAAAUGGGGCAACAAUUUUGUCCUUCCAACCAGGAUAUUUUGUCAGUCGAAGCAUCUGAACGUCAAGUCAACUAGUGGACGGAACUAAAUGUCUUCUUUCUGAGGUCCAAUUUGCAAAGUGUUUUUUUUUAAUGCACUGGAACGCGAGAAUAGGCUGGAGGGAUCGCAGAUAUCUCCAGCUUUAGAGACAAGCUUAUCAGAUAACUGGAUGUCACUGCAUCUCAAGGUCAGAAUCUCAGCGAUACACCUCACACUGAAAUCUCUUCGGUGGAUGGAGAUGAAAACAAAUGAAAUUUGGACCAACCAUUCCUUAUACAAAUGCUUCCGGUGAAGGUUGGAAGAUCAAAUCUGCAGUGUGCAAGUUCUCAAUGGGGCUUGCAAUCUACUCAAAUCUUUUGAGCGCAUUUUCUACUCAUGCAGUUCUUUUGACAAAUGGUUCUAACACUCAAUCCCGAAUGUUUAUCUUUUAAAUAAAGGGCCCCGCCAACCAACUGUCUGGCCUUCGUGUCAGUGUGAAGACACGUCGGAACCUGUAGUACAGCCAUAAUGAAUCAUUCAGAAUGAACAUUUAGAUAGACGCAAAUAUAUGGCAUGUUUCCUUUACCACUGUUGCUUUCUUUCAUAUCUUUCAUUCAUUUGUUCUUCACCUCUCUACAUCACCGUCUAUAUCUCUCGUUUUCCUUCCCCCUGACUCAACCUGAAGAAGGGA
Molecule: messenger RNA, 1670 nt
Organism: Amblyraja radiata (thorny skate)
Lineage: Eukaryota; Metazoa; Chordata; Chondrichthyes; Rajiformes; Rajidae
Gene: lhfpl7
Product: LHFPL tetraspan subfamily member 7
Exons: 2
Coding region: 1-390 (129 amino acids)
Cellular component (GO): membrane
Source: RefSeq, a predicted model, not a curated record